Messenger RNA from Drosophila obscura, 2265 nucleotides. RefSeq names its product protein 5NUC. Gene Ontology annotation, biological process: AMP catabolic process. Gene Ontology annotation, cellular component: plasma membrane. The record is from RefSeq and is a predicted model, not a curated record. Gene Ontology annotation, molecular function: nucleotide binding; metal ion binding; hydrolase activity, acting on ester bonds. NCBI's taxonomy places the organism in Eukaryota, Metazoa, Arthropoda, Insecta, Diptera, Drosophilidae.
GGAAAGAUAGCCAAGCCCAGCAGCUUGUGGCCGGUCUUCGGCACCCCCAACAAGGACAGAGUUCCACCCACGGAGCCUCGCUGAUUGGGUACCAUGGAGACGCUUCCGACAACCAACCUGUCGUCAUCGCGCCGCUGUUUGACACGUGUCCGACGCUGGAGAAGGGACCUCUUCGACAGUCUAUUGAGGAUCUGGCCGCCUCUCUGAAGUUUCCCCUUACAAAGCGGAGUCCAGGAAAUAUAUUGUAGCUAUAAGUUUAAUAUUUAUAUAUGUAUAAGAUACUGUCUAAGUACUGGUAGGGUUAUUGUAAUAGUAUCCACUCUUUUUUAUUGUCGCCCCCUAAUGGAGUUUCCUCCUAAGAACGGAGGAACGAAGAAAUAACCCAGCCCACCCAGCCUAUAGAAAUCGGAGUAAGCAGAGCCUUCUUUUGUUUUCCUUUCAAUCUACGAAACAUCUGUUGUGGAAUGCUGAGGCCGGCUGUGCAGUGGAUCGUGGCUGUGCUUCUGAUUCUGCUGGGGCGAGGCUGCGCAAUCAAGUUCACACUGCUGCACACGAACGACAUGCACUCCUGGUUCGAUCCGCAGUCGGAGAUCGGUGGAAAGUGCCUGGCUGGAGACGAUGAGGAGGGACACUGCUUCGGGGGUUUUGGUCGCGUGGCCACUGCCGUCUCAGAGGCCAGAAAGGGAGGCACGGUGAUCUACUUGAAUGGCGGAGACACGUUCCAGGGCACGCCCUGGUACACGGUCUACAAGGGGAAAAUGGUGGCCCAGCUGAUGAACAUGCUGGCCCCCGAUGCCAUGGCGCUGGGUAACCACGAGUUCGAUGAUGGCGUCGAGGGUCUCGUCUCCUUUCUGGAGCUGGUCAAGUUUCCUGUGGUGGCCUGCAAUCUGGAUCUGCAGCGGGUGCCCAAGCUACAGGCGUCAAAGCAGCUGGUUAGAUCCACAAUCAUCACCAAGCAGUUUACGAAGAUCGGGGUUGUGGGCUAUAUACGGCCCGACACCAAGGACCGUGUCCAGCCCAAUGAUGUGGUGUUCGGCGACGAGAUACCCGCCAUUAACGCGGAGACAACGAAGCUACUGGAUCAAGGGGCUACCAUCAUCAUUGCUCUGGGCCACGCCGGAUUCGAAAGGGACAAGGAGAUAGCCAGGGACUGUCCGGAUGUGGACAUCGUCGUGGGCGGCCAAUCGCACACGUUCCUCUACACGGGCAAGCCCCCGGGCAAGGAGCUGCCCGAGGAACCCUAUCCCACCAUCGUCUUCAAGCCGGAUGGCAUCAAGGUGCUGGUGCUGCAGGCAUAUGCCUUCACCAAAUAUCUGGGCUGGAUCGAUCUGGAGUUCGACAACGGCGGCAACAUGUUGAGCUUCAGGGGCAAUCCCAUGCUUCUCGACAAUUCGGUCCAUCCCCGGCGCGAUGUCCAGGAGCUGUUGGACAGAAAGCGGAAGGUAAUCGACGACAUGGAACGGCACGUGGUAGGCACUACCAUGGUGUACCUGAACGGGGAUCGGGCCAGCUGCAGCUUGGGCGAGUGCAACUUUGGCAACUUCAUCGCGGACAGCCUGGUCUAUGCCCGAGUGCUGGAGCAGACGGGUCCGAGGAAAUCCUGGACAGACGCAGCCAUAGGGUUGAUUAAUUCCGGAGGAAUCCGUGCCUCGAUUAAUCCGGGCCCGACGGGGGCCAUCACGGAGGCGGACGUGAUGACCGUGCUGCCGUUCGACAGCGACCUGUACUACACCCGCAUCAGUGGCAAUCACCUAAUGAAGGCCCUGGAGCACUCUGCCGAUCAGCGAGACACGGAGUCGGGCGCGGGCUAUCUACAGGUGUCCGGACUGCAUCUCAAGUUCAACUACAACCGCACCAAGGGGCAGCGCAUCUCGUCGAUACGCGCCCGGUGCACCAACUGCCAGAUACCCUUCUACGAGGCGGUCGACAGGGAAAAGUACUACGGUGUGAUUGUGUCCUCCUUCCUCCUGUCUGGCGGCGACGGGCACAACUUUGUGGAUCCCGAUCGUCCGGAGUUCGCAAAGCUGCUAAUGAACGAUCGCGAGGCUCUGAUCAGAUACCUCCAGGAGCACAAGAUCGUCUAUCCGGAGCGCGAGGAGCGCAUCAUCAGUCUGGAGAGGAAAGCGUCCUGCUCCAGCAGGAUUCUGGCGAGGCUUUCACUCCUUUCCAUACUCUUAUAUGCUCACGUAUAAGAUACCCUACCCCACAAUCUGCUUCUAUGUCUUCUAUUUCUUCUGCUGCUCACAUUAUCAUUAGCAUUCGCCU